Stegodyphus dumicola is the source of this 7682-nucleotide messenger RNA. RefSeq lists its product as uncharacterized. The record is from RefSeq and is a predicted model, not a curated record. Lineage: Eukaryota; Metazoa; Arthropoda; Arachnida; Araneae; Eresidae.
UUCUCAUUUAUAAAAACUUACAGAUUUUUUCUUUUUUAUUCUAUAUCCUUGCUCAAAGUCUAUAAAAAAGGCUAUAUAAAUUUUAAAUAUAACAUUUUUGCUUUCUAGAGCAUGCUUCAGAUCGUUCAGUCCCACGUAAAUAUCAAGCUUCAAUGAGAAGACGCAUACGCAAAGUUUAGUUUUGCUUUUAGUCUAAAAUUCGAAGUUUCUGCUCAAAGUUGGAAGAAACUUGUAAAUUACCAAGCCUCACGCACGGGAGGAAACGGCGAUCCCCAAAGUCCUCAUCUCCUUUCUUCUUGCUCAAAAACAAGAUUGCUAUUCUUUGAUAUAUUUUCAUCUUGAAAGGGAAAAAGUUCGUAUUUCAACUAGCCAUACACAAUUCUGAGAUUAUGAACUAUAGCAUAAAAUUAAACAUGCUGUGUCAAGUAGAAAUCUGUUUGCAAUUGUGCAUUUUCCAAACUUUUUAAUAGAGAAUUUAUGUAGAAGUUUAUAGUAUAAUUAUUUUGAAAAGGCGCUAAAUAAUAACUUACUGUUUACCCGUGAAUUUUAUGUUUAAAUAUGAAGUGGGGUGUAUGCAAAUUAAUUAAUUCAUUUAAAAAAUCGCCGAAAUUUUCGUAUAAUUUGUAUACGAAUAGUUACCGCAAUCAUGUUUCAGUUUCUGAGAAAUAUUACGAAGAACGGGAAGUAAUUAUUAAAACAUGUGGACCAUUAUAUAAAAAAUGGGAAGCUGAGAAAAGAUUUCGAACAGUACCGAAAGAAGGCUUAACAUUUAAUGUUCCGUAUAUAGAUACAGGAGAAGGUACAGUAUCUGAUUCUAAAGAAAAAUUGCCUCCUUUAGUUUUAGCUCUACAUGGAGCUCCAGGUUCAUGGAAAGAUUUUAGCCUUGUUGCAGAUUACCUUCAUAAUGUGGGUGCAAGAGUUGUUGUCCCUUCAUUUCCUAAUUUUUCACAUUAUAAGCCUGGCAUUUUUCGACAUUCUGAUGAAGAAAAAACUCAUUAUUUGCAGGAUUUUUUAAAGGCUAUAGCUGUGCAUCAGGUUGACCUCUUAAUUUGUCAUAGUAGUUCUAUCUAUCCUGGUUUGAUACUUUGCUUAGAUGAGAAUGGACCAAAUGUUAAAUCUCUUGUUAUGCUCAAUACAGGAACAUAUCAUCUGGGUAUGAAGUAUUUUAAGUCUAUGAAAAUGAUGGUUACAGCCACUGAAACUCCUAUGGGCAUGAAAAUAAUGGAAAUAUGUGCUCCCUUUAUUAUGAAGAAUAUUGUUAAAACUCCUGUCAAAGUUGAAAAUUUUUUAGAUCCUUUGUUAUCUGCUACAACGAUGGUUCAUGGAAACAUACCAAAGGCUAAAGAAAAGUUCCUUCAACUUGUGUCUCGUGAGUUGCCUAUUUUGUAUGCCUUCAGUGAGGAUGAUCGAUUGAUUGGUAAAAAGUGGUCAUUGGAACUUGCUUAUUUGCUUGGAGCUGCUGAUUCAGAUAUCUUCCAGUAUGAUAAAGACUGUAACCUUAAACAAAGGGGUAAUGAAUCAUCCAGACUUAAAGUGAUGUCUUUUGAAAGGGGGUCUCACUAUGUAUUUUGGAAGCAUCCUGACAUUAUCAACAAUGCAAUUGCGGAUUUUCUGUUCAAAGACCAUUUGCAGAAAUAAAUAUGGAUAAAAAUUUUUUUUUUCAUGGAUGCACGAUUUUAAAAUCUAAUUCUUUAGUAUCUCAAGAAAGGUUUAUAGAAGACCAUGGUAUCUGUUUUUUAAGGUAAACAAAUUUGAAUAAUUUAGUUUUCAAGAAGUGCGUAAAACAUUUCAUAUAUUUAUUUUCUCUUUAAAAUUACUUUUUUAUUAUAAAAAGCUUUUUGAAAUUUUUAUUAUAAGUGCAUGAAAUAUUUUUAUUAAAAUGUAACAAUGUAAAAUCUUGUAAUAAUGGGUAUAAUUGUUUAAAAUAGCUGCCAUAAUUUGUAUAAAUGUUUCGAUUUGUGAGAUGUGUAACUAUGAAAAUCAUUUAGAUUAUUCAUGUUUGGAGUUUAAAAAAAAAUAGUUUGAAAUAUUGUCAUUGUUUUUCAAUGAGUCCAAAUGUUUUGGUAUAUAUUAGUUUGAAUAACAAACUAAUAUAUGCCAAAGCAUUUGGGCUCAUUGAAGAAAAAAUAACAAAUAUGAAUAUUAGUCUUUGGAAUAAUUCAAAUUUUUAUUUUGUCAACUUUUUCUUGUUCGUUCAGUUGUACCUUAUAUUGAAGUUUGGCAGUAUUCUGACAUUUGAUUUUAUUUGUAAAGUACAUUCAUCAAGGUAUUUGUUAGUAUGUAUAUAGCCUGUAAUUUAUGUGUGUUUAUUGAAAUACUGUUAUUUAUUUGAAUACUUUUUGUCUCCUUUCUUGCUAAAAAUAAAAUUCUUUCGGAAAAAGAGGAGAUAAAGUAUAGUAAACAAAUUGAAGAAGAGGUAAUUUUAUUACUAUUUAUUAUUUAUUCUGACGAAAGUAUGAGUUUUUAUUUAAAUUUAGCAGAGUUUCAAGUAAAUAUUUAAUCUCGUUUUUAAUAAUUUACAAAUUCUUAGUUUUUUUUUUUUGUUUUUGUUUUGUUCUGAGGAACUUAAUUUGAUUUUGCAGCAGCUUUACAGAUAUUAAUUUAGAAGUGAAAGAAUCAGCUUAUAUUUUCAAAUUAUCACCUUGUUUCACUUCUAAAUUAAUACUUGUUUGUCAUGUUGUUGUAUCUUAAUUAGAGAUAUUGUUGUGAAAAAGUUAUUUCAUUGAGAUUUUCUAGAUUCAAAAUUUAAAUUCAGAGAUUCGUAUUUAAUUCAUAGCUGCCAGCUGUAAAAUAUGAAAAACUAGAGGUUCUUGCAUUAAAAUCAGGAGUUCUUUGGACUUUUUUUUUUUUUUUGCUUUGCAUAGCAGUAACAUUUCAAAAGAACUCCAGACUGACUGAAAUACAUUUUUGAUGCGUGAUUCUUAUCAUUGAACUGUUUAUAUUAUGAUUCUGGUGUAAAAUAUAUUUAGUAUAUAUUCUAAAUUUUAUAUUCUUUGGCUGGUUUCAUUUUAUAACUUUCUUACAUUUUUAUAUUGAGAAAAUCCUAAAUAGAGAAAGAAAGGUUUUGUUUAUCAAAGUGCUUUUAAAUACAAUAAAAAUCAAAUUAAUAAUUAAUGUAUAUACUGUUUCAUAGCUAAAUUUAGUAAUAUACCAUUUACUGAUAUAAAAUGAAAUUGUUUUAAAUACAUAUUUUAUCUGAUAAAAAUUUGGUUGAAUUUUCAUGAAAAGUUCUAUUAGUGUUCAAUAAAUUAAAAUGACUUCAAUUUAGAAAGAAAAAAAACUUAUGCUAAACAUAACUUGGCAUGAACAGAAUGACAGUUUAAUUUCCAUUAUUUCCAUAAAUUUCAAUUAUUGUUAAUGAAACAUUUUCUUAAUCAAGGCCAAAAGACAAAAAUUAGAUGAUUCAGUGAUCUACUGGGAGAUGUGAUAAAGAAUUCAAAGGGUUAGUUAGUUGAACAUGUAAAAAUGGUGAACCAGUAAUGGUUGCUUUCGUUCCUGUUCUUUAAUCGAUAAAAAUAUAUGAAUGAAGCAAAACCAAUGAAGAACAUUAAAUAAAAAUUUUAGUUGUUGGUUCUUCUAAGAUACAGGAUGUUUCAAAUGUCUCAAUCCAUUCUAUUAAAUAAAAAAGCGCUUUUUCUUAGAAAUGAUAAUUCAGAAGAGUAGAGUACUUGGUAAUUUUAGUUAAUUUCAUUAUUUGCUUUUAGUUCUAUAUAAAACUCCUAUUUUUCAGUUGACCUGCAUGGGAAUUCCCAGCAUGAGAGUAAUUUAUUCACAGCAUCUGAAAUGCAAAAUUUAUUAGGCAAUAUUUAUAAUUUUCACUCUUUACCCCUCUGACUACAGAUCCUAGACAUGUGUCAGAUGUGAUGAAUGUGGAGCUCAUAUUCUUGGUCCCCUUAAAGUUCAGUGACUAGGGAAUGUGCUACCAAGAUAAUUAUGCAUAAUGUUGGCAAAAUGUAAUGUGCUUCUUCUUACUGAAAGACAAAGUGUUAUAAGUGAUAUCUGAAAUUAGCUGUGGUUUUAUGAUGAUUCCUAACAUAUCAAGAUAACUGUUAUCUUGGAGAACAUGAAUAGCCCAUACAUUUUCUUUUAAUCGUCUGCGUUUCUCCUUCUCUGAAAUGUUAACUAAAGUUGCUUAUCAGCCCAUAAUCUGGAGUCGUGUCAUUAAAUUUUCCGUAAGUGUGAAAUGAGCCAUUGUGAUUGCAGAAACUAUCAGUUUGUAAGUUAGGUUAUUUGAAUAUGAUAAAGCACACCAGGACUAUCUGCCUAGGGAAGAAAUGUCUCACGGCCACUGGUUGGGCCAGUUUAGAAGUACUUUCAGUAAAGUAUAUUGAGUAGCAUUAUAUAUUCAGUAGUCUUUAUUAAGACAUCAGAAUUUAAAUACUUUAACAACACAUUACAUUAUCAGCUGAGAAACAAAAUAUCUAAUCUGGUUGCCAAAUUCCAAAAUCUGUGCGUAAAGCUGGAUCUGAUAGUAAUUAUUUCAAAUAUCUAUGUUUUCUGUGUCAUUAAAUUUAUAAUAAGGGUGACACAAAACUAGCCUCAUUAAUUUAAGUUAAACAAAAUGUAUUAUAAUAAUUAUAAAUGUUUAUUUUUUAUCAGUGCAAAAAGAAUGAAUCAUUUUCUUGUGUUAAAGAGUUAUAUAAGGUACUUUUGAAGUGCUUUUUUACAGACAAUACAAUUCACCUCAUAAGUAAUAUCAUCACUUAUGAACUAACAUGUACAUGAGUUUUUAAAUUUCUAAAAACAUUCCAGUUCAUGUUCUUUGUAUGUGAAGAAUAAUGAAAGAUUAUCACUGAAGAUGAAACUGCAUAUAUGAAGGAUAAAAUAUUUCCUAAUGUUAGACAGUGUUAUUGAAAUUAAGGUGCAGAAGUCCGAAAAUCUGGCACCGAAUGGUUUGGUGCAUGGACAGUUUUAUGGAAAUUAAUGAUGUUGAAAUUUGACAAUACAUAACUCAGCACGUUUGAUAAUUCGGCACUCAUAGGCCCUAUAGGAAUGCUACCUGAUGUGGCUAUGAAUUAUGAUAUGACUAUGAACAUAUUUCUUUGGAUAUGACUAUGAACAUAUCUCUUUGGAUAUGACUAUGAACAUAUCUCUUUGAAGUUAUCAGCUGCACUUUAGCUUUGGUGGGGAGGACCAUUAUAGUUGAAUCUUGUGUAGCAAAAUUCUUUUAAAAAAAGUAAAAAUAUUUAUAGUCUUAUUAACCAUUCUGAACUGUUAUUCAUUUCAGUGUGUUCCUUUAAACAAUUCUCUAGUCAUACAUUUUUGAAGAAAAUAAUUGCUGAAUGGAUUAAGGAAAAUUAAUACAUUUGUUAAAUUUUCAGAUCACAAUAACUAUAAAGCAAUAAAGAAGUAAUAAAAGUUCACUUUCUUCUCAUUCGUAAUUUGAGAAGAAGAUGGGCGCUCGAACUACGAAUUAAUUGAUUAGGAAUAAUGAAUUCUGCAUAUUCUGUAGUUUGUUUUCCUGCAUGCUUCAGUCAUUAAAUGUAUUUGUAGAGCUUUGUUUAAAGUUUUGCUUUCUCACUCUGGGUUAAAUUUCACUUGCAAAAUUGUUUUUGCCACAAAUGGUUGAUAAAUCCAAUAAUCUGAUAUACUUGAUAAUUCAGCAUUAUGCAUCGAACAAUAAGUUUUGAAAUAAAUAUCCGAAGUUAUGUUGGUAAAUAUGAAUUUACUAUUUAAUUGUUUUAACCAUUCCAUUGAUUUAAGUAAUACAGAAGAUAAAACAGUGUGGUGUAUAUUUUUAAGAAUUUUAAAUUAAUUUACAUGGAUGUAUAUGGCAUUGUAACGUCUUCGUGCUUUUUUUAAGUUGGUAGCGAGAGUAAUACUGGAACCUCUCCGUCGGAUGGAAACAUCAGAUAGAUUUUCUUUCGUGGUUUUUAUGUAACAUAACAAUGGAAUUUCAUUUUUAAUAUCUCGUGAGCAAUAUCAUAGUUUUUUCAGGAAGAAAUAACCUCUGCAGACAUAGAAUUUCUGAACACUAGCAAGUUUGAAAUCAUUCUCCCCUCCUUAUCUUUCCUGCUCUUUAAUGAAUAAACAAAUGGAGGAAGUUCAGAUACAAAAAUUCAUUUGGAAUUUCCUUUUCCCAGUUUGCUUGCUUGGAAGAUAUAGGAGUUGAUCAAACAACUUGGCCUUUUCUCACAGGGAAAAGAAAUCCAUUAAUUGUAAACAUAUGCCUGUAUUGGAUUAUAAUAAAAAAGUAAUGGCACUUACAUAUUGUCCUCUCGACCACUGGUAGAUAUUUCAGCAGUGGUUGCCAAUUGUUACUGCAGAAUCCCCCCCUGGGGGUUGACUCAGUAGAAUUCCUCAGAAGUACUGGUUAGGAUCUGUACUUAAGCAGUCUCAACCACGGGGGCACAUAAUUCGUCUUCAUAGGACUAGAACCCGAGUAUUGUACUCAGGUAGGUUCAGGCUUGGCAGGGACUGUACUGGUACUGUCGUGUCUGUUCCUUCGGCUGUGGUGGAGCUGCAUGGUACAUUUGUCGACUGAGUUCCGGGGAGUUUGACCCCAUUCAGUUCUCGUGGCGGGGACUGACAAAGCGGACAGAACACCUUUCUACAAUGUGGUUUUGCUGAUGGAGUGGUGCCCGGAGGCAAGGUGACAGCGUAUUAAACUAGCAAAGUAUCGUUCUGCCCAAUGCUUCGUAAAAGCCGGAUGGGGACUGCAGGGGUUGCGCCUGCGAGAACGAGGUCCCACGGGCGUUGGAUAUUUCAAACUCUGAAUGGGUCCUGUAUAAUGAGGACCUGGGAUGGAGGUUCUUCACCUGGUGUGUCUGUUACUGCAGAAUUCUAAAGGAUACGGUCAUCCAUAAUUGGCACGAUUUGACCAGUCGACAGGAUAAUACAUAAAUACUAAAAUAAUUUAUUUUAAACUAUAAAACAUAUCAUAUGUAUUCAUCUCACUUAAAUUAAUAACAGUGCAUAAAAUAUUUCAUAGAUAUAUAGGUUCUCAGUAUCGUCAUUGUAUACCAUUUAGAAAAUAUAUAGCAUUAACAAAUAAGGAGUUAGGUAUCACAGGAUUCAUUGUUUAAAUUUACUUAAUCAUAAUACUUCUUUUCUAAAAACAAUGUCGUAUUUGAAUUAAACUUUUUGAAAAUGCAAUUAAAUUAUUAGUAGCAUUUUUUUCUGUUAAUUAUGAUACAAGCUAUUUCUUUUCCCUCUUUUUACUGCUUUUAAUUUAACUGUGAUCUUGAAUUAACCACGGAUAUUGUUCUGAUAUUACUCCAGUAAAUUGGAAGCUGACUGCUUAAAUAUUUUUCAGCUUAAAUCUGUAUUUUCUGUUAUGCACACCUCCACCAAAAAGUCACAAACUCUUUGCCAGCUUUUGGAGAGCAUUCACAAACUUCCAAAGAAAUGGCAAAAGAAUGAGAUCUGAGAUUCCAGACGAAUAUUUCUGAGGAAAAUUCCAGCGAAGUAGAGUUUCUUUUGCAGCUGGUUACCCCUUGGCAAAAUUUUAAAAAAUUUCAAAAGUUCACACUAAAGACAAAAGUCAUUUUCAAAGUAGUGACACACUAAAAAUUCCAUAAAAGGGCAGUCAAUCAAUAAAAUUUAAAAAGAAAAAAACAUCAGUAGUAAAACACUUUUUUUGAGAAAUCUCUCUGUAAUUCUUUUGUGCUGUUGUUAACUCCAUGUCCACAGUGAUCUUUUGCAAAAAAAAAAAAAAAAAAAAAAAAAAAAAAAAAAAAAAA